AUGGAGGAAAUAUACCUGCUCGUCUUAGGCAGUGUCUUCUGCCUGACUACCAUCACCUACCUAGCGCUGAGUCAGGCACAAAGGGAUGUUCUGUUUAGACGUCUUCGGCUUCGUGGAAGACGAGCAUCAAGUGCCAACACUCCACCGCGCUCCUUGUCUCCGGGAAAGAAGGGUCACAUAUCCGUGCCGUCUCCCACCGAGUACAUCGAGAGCUUUCCAGGAUCAAGACGGGAAGCACUUGCCAAAGUCAUGGAGACGAUACCUCAAGCCAGCGGAGGCGAUCUUGUGGGUCUAGAAACCGAGAAGAGCAUGACUUCGGAUAUGAUGAUGCCCUAUGAAGCAAACUACAUGGAGGUCGACCAUUCCAAGCAUACUCCGACCGGCUUUUCUGUUGGAGAGAUCAAAGCUCUAGGGGACUUUCCCAACUAUGCCGAGCUAAGUGGAGUGCCACUUCCCAAACCAUACACCGGUUUCAAUAUCGAUGAAGCCCUGCCACGGCCAUAUCGACCGUUCAGAUGGUCCUACCACCAGACAAUGUCACUCCACAAACUUGAACCAGACUGGUGGCUUGAGCUUGAAAACACAUACAAGUCACGAAUUGCCCAGAGAAAAGGCCUGUACGAGCAGCACGGUAAGGCAGUCUUACAGUGGCUCCCUGGUUCAGAGCUGGCCUGCAAGGAGCUGAUGGAGAUGGUGUUGCAAUUCCUCGUUGCUCGCUACCCACACUACUUCUCCUUGUCUGCUGAUAAGAAGACAUUUACCAAUCGCAUCCUGAACACUGUCCAAGAUGUGAAGGCAAAGCAUCCAUUAUUGAUCAUAUUUGACAAUGUACCUGAGGACUUCGCAAUCAUGCUUCGAAACCCAGAGACUGGGUAUUACUCCUUCAGAGCUGGGGUCAUCUGUUCGGCUCUUGGUUGGAACGUUGGCUCGAAAAUUGGUCUUCAACUGCAUCAAAUACAUGCUCCAAUUCCAGAUUACAAAGAGAAGAUGCAGUUUUCGAUGGAUCGUUACUUUUCCAAAAUGCCAACGGAGAAACCUAUACAACGAGGUUCGUGGGGUCUUGAGGUGGACAAGCCACUGUACAUGCCGCCUGGAGAUCCGCAUGAGAAGUUCAGAGAAGUGCAAUCACCAGAAGUGACUCUCGAUAGAUGUCAUCUACGAGUUGACUGGCAGACCUUGCGUCGUUUGCCCCUGUCUAGCGCUAUCGUCUUCAACUUCAAGGCUCUUUUUACCCCUGUCACCGAGUUUCGAGACGAGCCAUUCAUUCCUGCCAUCGUCCACAAGAUCCUCAAGGAAGGCAAGAAGAGUCUGAUGGAGUACAAGAAUACGUGGCAUGUCGAGCAUGUCUGUGUUCCGGCAUUGGAGCAGUAUGCAAACGAACAGGUUGAGAACGGGCUUGUCCCGAAAGAUUGGGAAGUACAGACCUUGGACGAUCCGCCAUUUUUCCCGGGAUGGAAUAAGAAGUGGAGGACGCAACAAGGCUUUUGA
This is a messenger RNA of Endocarpon pusillum Z07020, 1488 nucleotides long. RefSeq lists its product as uncharacterized. Lineage: Eukaryota; Fungi; Ascomycota; Eurotiomycetes; Verrucariales; Verrucariaceae. The record is from RefSeq and is a predicted model, not a curated record. The transcript has 3 exons. Bases 1 to 1488 code for a protein of 495 amino acids.